CUUGAAAUGCAGAAAAGUUAUUCUCACUCCACUCAGGACAGCGUGUUUGAUGUUGGUGAGCUCUGCUGCGUGUGUGUGUCUAGGUAUAGGUGUAUUUUUGUGAAGUCAGCACUGGUUCACCAGUGAGAACGAUGCUGGGGUAUUACCUUCUCCUCAUUGUGCUUCAUGUCACUCAAGGAUGCAGUCUAAGAAACAACAAAAAUGUAUCAAACAUUAUUGCACACGUCGGAAACAAAGCACUGCUGCCCUGCUCUUGCUGUGACCUUCAGUGCAAACCUGAGAAGCGAAAGUGGAGAAAACAUAAUGGCCAAGCCUGGAAUUCUGUACCACCUAACCAAAACAGAUUUCACCUCAGUAAUCAGUCUCCAGGGAAUUUCUCUCUACUCAUAGCAGACCUGACUCUCAAGGAUGAGGGACUGUACAGGUGUGAGAUUGGACAGGAUGAAUACACGGAUAUCAAGCUCAUGGUUAGAGGAAAGAACAUUAUGGAGCCAUCUAUCCUCGCCUUCAUUCCAGUUGUGCUGGUGUUGCUGGGACUCAUGGGAGUCAUCUUUUGGAGAUAUAGAGCAAAGAAACAAAAGCAGACCCUGAGCAGUAAAGGAGCGACAGGACAGAUGAACAAGAGCAAUGAGAAAGCACUGAGGAAAGAGCAGGAAACCCAGGACAAGUCCUUCCAAGUCGGGUUCUUCAGGAGCUAGGAUGGCAUUGUGUACACUACUGUGGUCCAUACUAACACAACCCCGAGCCCCAGAGUGCACAACACUGAGGAAAGGACAGAAUACGCCAUCAUCAAAUUACAUUAAUACUCAUGUAAAAAAUGUCUUAAACUUUGAAAUAAGAUACAGUGGAUAUAAAGUGUACACACCCCAUUAAAAUGAUUUUUUUUACAUCAGAAAAACCUAAGACCACAAUAAAUAAUUUCAAAACUUUUCCCACCUUUAAUGUGACCUAUAACCUGUACAAUUCAAUUGAAAAACAAAUCUGUUUUGGGGAAAAUUUUUUUAAAAAAUGUACACUAAGCUGGUUGCAUAAUUGUGCACACCCUUAAACUAAUACUUUGUUGAAGCACCUUUUGAUUUAAUUACUGCAUUCAGUCUUUUGGGUCGGAGUCUAUCAGCCUGCCACAUCUAGACUUGGCAAUAUUUGCCCACUCUUCCUUGCAAAAGCGCUCCAAAUCUGUCAGAUUGCGAAGGCGUCUCUUGUGCACAACCAUCUUCAAGUCACCCCACAGAUUUUCAAUUGGAUUUAGGUCUGGGCUCUGGCUGGGCCAUUCCAAAACAUUUUUGGGGUCAUUGUCAUGCUGAAAGAUGAAAUUCCUCUUCAGCUUUCUAGCAGACACCUGAAGGUUUUGGGCCAAAAUUGACUGAUAUUUAGAACUGUUCAUAAUUCCCUCCACCUUGACUAAAGCCCCUGUUCCAGCUGAAGGAAAAACAACCCCAAAACAUGAUGCUGCCACCACCAUGCUUCACCGUGGGUAUGGUGUUCUUUUGGUGAUGUGCAGUGUUGUUUUUGCGCCAAACAUACCAUUUUGGAAUUGUAGCCAAAACGUUCAACCUUGGUUUCAUCAAACCAUAACACAUUUUCCCCACAUGCUUUUGGGAGAGUUGAUGGUUUUUGGUUUUUUUUGCAAAAUAUAGUCGGGCCUGGAUGUUUUUCUUUGACCCUUCCAAACAGUCCAGACAUAAAGAGAAUACGGGAGAUUGUUGUCACAUGUAGUACACAACCAGUACUUGCCAGAAAUUCCUGCAGCUCCUUCAGUGGUGCUGUAGGCCUCUCGGCAGCCUCCCUGACCAGUUUUUGUCUUGUUUUUUCAUCAAUUUUGGAGGGACGUUCAGUUCUCAGUAAUGUCACUGUUGUCCCAUAUUUUCUCCACUUCCUGAUGACCGUCUUCACUGUGCUCCAUGGUAUAUCUAAUGGCAUGGAAAUAUUUUUGUACCCUUCUCCUGACUGAUACCUUUCAACAAUGAGAUCCCUUUGAUGCUUUGUAAGCUCUCUGUGAACCCUGGCUUUUGCUGGAGGAGGCAACUGAGUAAAUGUCUGAACUUUAUUUGGGGUUAAUCAGAGUCCUUUUAGUUGAUGGCAGGUGUGAACCCAAAAAGACUGAAUGCUGUAAUUAAAUCAAAAGGUGCUUCAACAAAGUAUUAGUUUAAAGGUCUGAUGACACGUUUUUGACAUCUUUGGCGAUGUUUUAUCACAUAAAAAGUAAUUCCCGAUGAUCCAUAUAUUAAUUCACGAAGGUGCCUAUUUUACAAGUUAUGAUAAAAAGCGCGGCUAUUUGGGCAAAUUUGACGGGGCUGCAGCACCCAGGAGACGAAUGAGGAGGAGGGGCUAUAUGACAUCAGUGAAAGAAUCUUCCUCCUCACUUACCAGUUUGUUGUUGAUGCGACAGGUGUUCAGUUUGUCAUUAUCAUGGAUUAAAAUUUUCCGUCGCUGUGACGGAUUUCUGUCACCUGAACUGUCUGGAUAAUUUAUGUCAACUUAUUUUCCGUCAAUUGAACUCAAAUGGGAGAUCGGUGCUUAUCAGAGAAGGGGGAGGGCGGGUUGUGACUAGGGAUGGUAACUGAUGACCGUUUGACCGGUGGUUGACCGAAUCAACGUCAACCGGUUAAUUUUUUUUUUGGUUGUCGGUUAAAAAAAAAUCAAUCGUUUUGAAGCUGCCGAUUUUGGAGCGGAGAACCUGGAAUUCUGUGUUUGUAAAUGCUUGGGGCGUGCCAUGCGGUGUAAGGACGACAGCUGACAAAUCAGAAACACCCAAUCAGUCAUGUCCCGCCCUCCCGCCCCAGUUAAAGACAGCUGACAAAUCAGAAACACCCAUUCAGUCAUGUCCCGCCCUCCCGCUGCCACUCUGUGAAAGAAAAGUGUAGACACAGGCUUUUUAGCUUACAAAUUACUAUUCUGUUUUUUUUAAAUUAUUAUUAGAAGGCACAUUGAGUUUAGUCCUGCCUUG
Messenger RNA from Neoarius graeffei (lesser salmon catfish), 2947 nucleotides. RefSeq lists its product as uncharacterized. NCBI's taxonomy places the organism in Eukaryota, Metazoa, Chordata, Actinopteri, Siluriformes, Ariidae. Gene Ontology annotation, biological process: T cell costimulation; cellular response to lipopolysaccharide; immune response. Bases 132 to 698 code for a protein of 188 amino acids. The record is from RefSeq and is a predicted model, not a curated record. The transcript is spliced from 6 exons. Gene Ontology annotation, cellular component: external side of plasma membrane.